Syngnathoides biaculeatus (alligator pipefish) is the source of this 3652-nucleotide messenger RNA. Its product is annotated as multiple C2 and transmembrane domain-containing protein 1-like. Lineage: Eukaryota; Metazoa; Chordata; Actinopteri; Syngnathiformes; Syngnathidae. The transcript has 22 exons. The record is from RefSeq and is a predicted model, not a curated record. Gene Ontology annotation, cellular component: synaptic vesicle membrane. Bases 1 to 2769 code for a protein of 922 amino acids. Gene Ontology annotation, biological process: regulation of neurotransmitter secretion. Gene Ontology annotation, molecular function: calcium ion binding.
AUGGAGCAAAAAGCAGCCAAGGAUGAAGGCACGUCCAGGGGACAAGAGUCCUACCAGCGGCGGAUGUGGAAGACUUUUCAGGAGAAAACCAAGCCGUGGCUCAGUCCCAAACUGGGCUCGGAACGUCGCGUUAGUGGAGGAGCGGAGGGCACCAAGAAGGAAUCCGGGCUGUGGAUGUUCAAGAGAAAAAAGAAACACUUGGACCGAGUGUUCUCGUCUUCGCAGCCCAAUCUGCGCUCCUCCUCUCCGCCGCUUUCCCUCGGGACCGGGGACAAGUGCGCCAGACGCGGCGACGCGGCGGCCGGGACCAGCCUCGGAGCCGAAGGGCAGCAGCAUCUCGGAGGGGCUUCCGGGAGCACGGGAAGCAAGCCCGAGCUGACGGCCCACGGAAGCCCGAAGAUCCACGUCUCGCAGCUCGUAGCGUCCCAGCAGAAGAGCUCCUCCCUGGGCUCGGCGUGCUUCGAGAAGCUGGUGGUUGAUCCGGCCGUGGUCCUGGUGGAGAAAGAGGCAAAGCAGCGGAAGAAGCCAAGCGAAUCUGGCAUCAAUAUAGUGGACCCUUGUAAUGCAGAACCUGCGCCUCCCAGUCCAGCCAUGUACCAGCUGGACAUUGUCUUAAAGAAAGGCAACAACCUGGCCAUCAGAGAUCGCACAGGAACCAGUGAUCCAUAUGUCAAGUUCAAGAUUGCAGGAAAGGAGGUGUUCAGGAGUAAAACCAUCCAUAAGAACCUCAAUCCAGUGUGGGAUGAAAGAGCAACUCUCCUGGUGGAAAGCCUGAGGGACCCGCUGUACGUCAAGGUUUUUGACUAUGACUUUGGACUUCAAGAUGACUUUAUGGGCUCAGCAUAUCUUUACUUGGAGUCACUGGAACAUCAGAGAACACUGGACGUUACCCUGGACCUAAAGGACCCGCAUUAUCCAGACCAUAAUCUUGGCAGCUUGGAGCUUUCAGUCACUUUAUCACCACGAGAGGGAGACAUGAGAGAUGCAACCAUGCUUUUGAGAAGGAACUGGAAACGAUCUAGUAAGUGUCAGAGUAUGCGCCUCUCAGAUGUCCACAGGAAAGCUCAGCUGUGGCGGGGCAUCGUCAGCAUCAGUCUGAUCGAAGGUCGCGGACUCCAGCCCAUGGAUGCCAACGGCCGAAGCGACCCUUAUGUCAAAUUUAGGAUGGGGCACCAAAAGUACAAGAGCAAGACAAUUCCAAAAUCACUGAAUCCUCAAUGGAGAGAACAGUUUGACUUUCACAUGUACGAGGAGCAAGGAGGCUAUGUGGACAUUACAGUCUGGGACAAAGAUGCUGGCAAGAAAGAUGACUUCAUGGGAAGGUGUACAAUCGACCUCUCCCUCCUCAGUAAAGAACACACACACAAACUGGAGUUGCCACUCGAGGAAGGCGAAGGUGUUUUGGUGAUGCUGGUGACGCUCACAGCCUCCGCUGCCGUCUCCAUCUCAGACCUGUCAGUCAACGUGCUGGACGACCCGCACGAGAGGCACCAGAUCAAGCAAAGAUAUAGCUUGUGGAGGUCAUUGCACAGCCUGAAAGACGUUGGUGUGGUGCAGGUAAAAGUCAUCCGGGCUGAGGGACUGAUGGCAGCAGAUGUCACAGGUAAGAGUGACCCAUUUUGUAUAGUGGAGCUGAGUAACGAUCGGCUGCAGACUCACACCGUUUACAAAAACCUUAACCCAGAGUGGAACAAAGUCUUCACUUUUAAUGUGAAGGACAUUCACUCAGUACUUGAAGUCACCGUUUACGACGAGGACCGAGACAGAAGCGCAGACUUCCUGGGGAAGGUGGCUAUUCCUUUGCUAAAUAUCCAAAAUGGAGAACGCAAAGCCUACGCCUUGAAAAGCAAGGAGCUGACAGGGCCAACAAAAGGGGUCAUCUUUCUUGAAAUAGACGUGAUUUUCAACGCUGUGAAGGCUGGUCUCAGGACGCUGAUCCCCAUUGAGCAGAAGUACAUAGAGGAGGAGCCCAGAGUGUCCAAACAGCUGCUGUUGCGCAACUUCAACAGAGUGAGGCGCUGCAUCAUGUUCCUUAUCAACACUGGUUACUACAUCAACAGUUGCUUCGAAUGGGACUCUCCACAGAGGAGCAUCUGUGCAUUUGUGCUCUUUGUCAUACUCGUGUGGAACUUUGAGCUCUAUAUGAUUCCGCUGGCUUUGCUGCUACCCUUGGCCUGGAACUACAUUCUCAUCACGUCGGGCAAGGAUACAAGACAAGACGUGCAAGCAAUGGAGGAUCUGAUGGAGGACGAGGAUGAGGAUUUUGACAAAGAUGACAGGGACUGUAAACCAGAGGCCGGGGACGACAGCCGUGAUAGAAACCAUAUCCUCGAGGAUAUGUUGUCUUCCUGGCACUUUGAGUGGAUGCUAGCAAUGAUGGACUCUGAGAGAAAGGGCUUCAUGAACAAGCUUUAUGCCAUUCAGGACGUGUGUAUCAGUGUGCAGAAUGCUCUGGAUGAAGUGGCCUCCUAUGGCGAGAGGAUAAAGAACACUUUUAAUUGGACUGUGCCUUUCCUAAGCUGGCUGGCCAUUGUCGCUCUUGGAUUGGCGACCGUCAUCAUUUACUUCAUCCCACUAAGAUACAUCGUGCUAGCCUGGGGAGUGAAUAAAUUCACAAAGAAGCUACGAGACCCUUACACCAUUGAUAACAACGAGAUCUUGGACUUUUUGUCGAGAGUUCCCUCGGAUGUCCAAGUGGUGCAGUACCGAGAGCUGAAACUAGAUCCCAAUCCCAGUCCGAAUAAAAGGAAGAAAAACAACCCCGGGUAGAAGUCGUCCCUGGUCCACUUCCUGUGUGCUGCUCCAUUACUAGACUCAGAGGAGCAGAGGGAGCCGGUCGGAAACCAAAGUGGCCCAAGCUACAACUUCCUCACCCCCCCGCUCCUCACGCCUCUUUCUUGCGCUCUGGUAUCCGUCACAGCUUCUUGAAGUUUGAUUUUUGGAAAAAGAAAUCCCCGUUUUGCUGCUCAUUCAUUUUACAAGAGUGGAAAACAUAAAUGUUACACUAAAGGACAUUCCGGUUUCUCAUUUUGUACCAAAACCUGUUUAUGAGGGGGAAAAAAGCCUCACAACACUGUUGUUUUCUUUGUUUUAGGUUAUUGGGUUGUUAAAAAGGCACGGCAACAUCUCCUCUCACACUAUUGACGCUACAUUCAAUGCGAGAUCUCGACAUUUUUGUUUUUCUACACACACACACACGUAAUGUUAUUUUUUAAAAUACUUUUGAAUCCAGUUUGGCGUCAACAGACAACAACUUCACUUUUCUGGAAUUUUUCUUCAUUAUUUGUGAGUGAUGACUGAUGUUCGGACCCGAGAGAGGGUCCUGGCUCACCAUCUUUGAUGUUGCUGAUACCGUAUGGACUGAGCUCAAGUUCUUCCACACCAAAUGUAUCCAAGCUUGCCUUUAUGGACCUUACUUUAUGCACUGAGGAGCAGAAGAGGGACAUUCUCCAAACUCUUGCCACAAAAAGCAGGAAUCAUUCAGUUGUCCAAGACAUCUAAGUAAAAUGAAUUAUUGAGAUUUAAGAAUUGUAACCACAGCCCAACCAGAAAUCAAUUAAUUUAUGAAGAGGUUGGUGACAUGUUUUUCAUAUAUGUAGGCUACUAAUCCUAAUUCAAUGAAACCUCUGGAAUUAAAACACAAUUCAUUCCA